AAAUAUAAAAAACAAUCCCUUAAAUUGCUUUCCAAUUUCCAUUCGAAUGUGAAAAUUAAAAAAAGUCAAGUCUAUGACUUGUAAAUUUUUAAGCGUUGAUUAGAUCGAUUGUCAAAUAAUCACUACCAAAUCAAUGGUUAAUAUAGAAACGAGGAAUGAGUCUAAGGUGAAGAAUAGAAGCUUCUUGAAUUAUAACGUAGUGGACUUGUCAAUUGUCAUGCAAGGCAAGCCGCAAGCCGCAAGCCGCAAGCCGCAAGCCUAGUUUUGUCAAUUGUCACCCUCGCUUAACCAACGCGUUAAAUCUCGUCAACCCAUGACAUUUACAAGUCACCCAACAAUGUACGUUUUUCUCUAAUAAAUGUUUAGCCUAUAAAUUCUCAUUUUACUUAUGUUGUUUUGCCUCAUUACUCAUCAAUAUAUCUUACAAACUAAUUCUACGGAUCGAUCGGAACUCAUACGCCAUGGCAUUUCCCUCAAAAUUCUCUUUGAUUUUCAUCCUUGCCUCAAUCUUUGUCCACAGUUCUCUAGGGGAAGUAAUAUGUGAGGAACUACCAAGCGAAAUGUGUGUAAUGGCGAUCGCUUCAUCGGGGAAGAGGUGUGUGUUGGAGAAAUACAAGAACGAUAUAGGAGGGGAGAUGGAGUACCAAUGUAGGACGUCCGAGGUGGUCGUAGAGAGGAUGUCAGAGUACAUUGAGACUGAUGAAUGCAUUAAAGCUUGUGGAAUUGAUAGAAAGACGGUUGGAAUCUCAUCGGAUAACUUGCUUGAACCUCACUUUACUGCUAAGCUUUGUUCACCUUCUUGUUACAACAACUGCCCUAACGUUGUUGAUCUCUACUUCAACUUGGCUCAAGGAGAAGGAGUAAACUUGUCAGAUUUAUGUCAAAGGGGAAAACCACGUCGCGCCAUGGUGGAGCUUAUGAGCUCCGGAGCAGCUCCUGGCCCUGUUACUGGAAACCAUGUCUCAUCAUCCCUCCAUGCCGCAGAUGUUCUUGUUCCUGCUCCUGCUCCUUUUUUUUAGCUUUACAUAGAAUUUUUUCUAGGAAUAAAUGUUUGUAUUUCCAUAUUCAUUCUUGUAAAUUCCAAUCUUGCAGGAAGAUUUCAUUUGUUAGAACUUAGAAGGGGCCGGAUGAGAUUAAGACAUAAUUAAUUAGGAUAUUAAUUGUCAUCAGUUUCUAGCUAUUUCUUGUGCAUAUCUAUAUUUAUUUAUUAUUAAAAAUAAAGGUCACUGUUUGCUA
Spinacia oleracea (spinach) is the source of this 1236-nucleotide messenger RNA. RefSeq lists its product as uncharacterized. The coding region runs from base 462 to 1019 and encodes 185 amino acids. NCBI's taxonomy places the organism in Eukaryota, Viridiplantae, Streptophyta, Magnoliopsida, Caryophyllales, Amaranthaceae. The transcript has 3 exons. The record is from RefSeq and is a predicted model, not a curated record.